AUGUUUGAUCUUUUCCCUAUGCUCUUAUCUUCUGUCGCUUCAUAUCUCUUCCCUAUUUUCGCUUCAUACAAAGCUCUCAAGACACAUGAUCCCGCUCAGCUGACACCAUGGUUGAUGUAUUGGGUCGUGCUCAGCUGUUGUCUUCUGGCUGAGUCUUGGGUUUGGUUUAUAGUUUCAUGGAUCCCUCUCUAUGGCUAUUUCCGUUUACUCUUCCUCCUCUACCUAAUCCUCCCCCAGACCCAGGGCGCCCGACGCCUCUACGAGGAAUAUGUUCACCCCUACCUUGAGCAGAAUGAGACGCAGAUUGACGACUUCAUUGCAAGCGCACAUGAGCGCUUGACUGCUGCCGGAAUGUCCUAUCUCAAGCUCGCUAUCGAGCAAUUCAAGAUCAAGGUUCUCGGUCUUCCACCCUCCGAGCCCGAGUCUCCUCCUCCCGAAGCUGCUGCCCAAGGCUACACGCAAACACUUCUAUCACGAUUUAACGUUCCCACCGCGCGAUGGACCGAAAACAACGGCAGCGGCACAGACUUCUACAGUCUUCUUUCCAGCGCCGUCGCAGCUGCCACCAACGCAGGUGGCAUGUCGGCAAGUACCAGAACAGCUGGCGGAGAGCCAACCAACUCGGCCGCAUUGAUUCCCCCGCAUCUUCGCGAAUCCGGCGCCAGGAUGGAUUUCAUCUCAGCCCAGCGCGAUCGUCUCAAUGUUCUGCUUUCAGCGCUCGACCGUGAAGCGCAAGACCUUCGUACCGACGCCCAGCGUGCUCAACAAAACACAGGCCCUCGCCGCGAUCCUAUGGCCUACGGAGGCUACGCCGAGAACGAAGAAGAAGAACCCACUCAGCGGCCACCCAGUGGUUUAAGUGGAUGGAGUGGUAUUAGCAAGAGCCGUAGUGAGACCGAUUUCGAGAGGAUUGAUGCUGAGACUAGCUCGGAUGAGGAUCCUGCGGUACGCAGGAGGAACAUGGGAGCUGGCACUAGAAAUGCAUCCGGCUCGUGGGUUCCCUGGGGGUGGGGAGGUGAUGCUGCAUCAGGAGGCGGAGCGAGCGCUUCCGGAAGGGACAGGUAG
Messenger RNA from Fusarium sp. VM40, 1065 nucleotides. Lineage: Eukaryota; Fungi; Ascomycota; Sordariomycetes; Hypocreales; Nectriaceae. The record is from the annotation of a GenBank genome assembly.